Ictalurus punctatus (channel catfish) is the source of this 5385-nucleotide messenger RNA. RefSeq names its product PTP_PTPDC1 domain-containing protein. The coding region runs from base 2722 to 4596 and encodes 624 amino acids. The record is from RefSeq and is a predicted model, not a curated record. NCBI's taxonomy places the organism in Eukaryota, Metazoa, Chordata, Actinopteri, Siluriformes, Ictaluridae. Gene Ontology annotation, biological process: protein dephosphorylation; cilium assembly. The transcript is spliced from 11 exons. Gene Ontology annotation, molecular function: protein tyrosine/serine/threonine phosphatase activity.
UAAGUCACACGACCAACAUCGUGCGCGUUUAUAACCAAUGAGCGUGUAGAUCAGCCGGAACGCGAGAGGUCGCUUUUGUGUGUCAAAAUAAAAGCCGACGAAGUUUCUAACGCUGGAAAGCUGCAGCUCAUUCUAAAGAUAUUGUAAGGUCACGUUUGAUAUUUCAGCAAUGUUGGGAAAUUGGUCAAUUCAUUGAGAGUAAUGGAACAUUCACGUUUAUACAAAAAAGUCCCGAUUAGCUUGUACAUUUAAACAAUAUCCACACCUGACCCUAUAAGACCCUAUAAGUUAAAACAGGGGUUCCCAAACUUUUCCACGACAAGGCCCCUCAAAUGGCAUUAAAAUUUGACCGAGGCCCCCCUUUUGCAAGAUGUCUUUAAAACACAUUAAAAAUACAGACUUCUGAAUAUAUCCCCCUUUUUUAUUAUUAUUUAAUUACAUCUUUACAUUAUAUUAGGAAUUGAUUGUGUGUGUGGUUGUCUGAGAGUGAGAAAGAGAAAACAUACAUUUAUUUAUUCUUCACACCAAAUUGUUGAGACCCUCCCCGGGCGCCCCCUGGCGGCCCCCACUUUGAAAACCACGGAGUUAAAGGAUUCCCCAAGCUUGGUCCUGGAGUACCCCAUAUCCUGCACAUUUUAGUGUUUUCCCUACUCCCAGCACACCUCCAUCUAUCUAUCCAUCUAUCCAUCCAUCUAUCCAUCCAUCCAUCUAUGCCGCUUUAUCUAUCCAUCCAUCUAUCCAUCCAUCCAUCUAUGCCGCUUAUCCUACACAAGGUUGGAGGGAGCCUGAAGCCUGUCCUAGGCAACUCGGGGCACACCUCACACACACAACAGACAAUUAGGAAACACUAAUCAUCCUACAAGACAUGUCUUUAGACUGGGGGAGGAAACCAGAGUACCCGGAGUUUUUUGGAGAGGGACCUUCCGGCUUUUUAUCAGCACUCAGUUCAAAAGCCUGAAUCUCUGAUGGGAUGGGGGUGCAUUAGUGCCUAUGGAAUUGGCAGGUUGCACAUCUGGAAAGACACCAUCAAUGCUGAAAGGUAUAUACAGGUUUUAGAGCAACAAAUGUUCCCAUCCAAACUCCACCCCAUCUUUACUUCUGAGAGACUCUGCCUCUCUGAGAUUUUUUAUUUUUUAUUUUUUACACACAAUCAUGUUAUUGACCUGUUGCCAGUUAACCUAAUUAGUUGCAAAAUGUUCCUCCAGCUGUUUCUUUUUAGUAACACUUACUUUUCCAGUCAUUUCUUGCCCCAUCCCAACUUUUUUGAGACGUGUUGCAGCCAUCAAAUUCAUUCUUAUUUUUUUUUUAUUAAAAUGGUACAUUUCAUCAGUUUAAACAUUUGAUACAUUUUCUAUGUUCUACUGUGAAUAACACAUGGGUUUAUGAGAUUUGCAAAUCAUUGCAUUCUGUUUUUAUUUACAUUUUGGGCUUGUACAAAUCCCUCUCCUGCACUUGUCUGCAGCUUGAUUGUUUAACAAUACUAAACCUAAUACUAACCUGUUUAUCACCAUGUAUAUGAAGUCAUAUAUGGGAGUGGUCAGGCCAUGUUAUAUAAUCAGAUGUUUCUAUGAUUGGUGAAUGUACAGUACUGUGCAAAAGUCAUGCAAAGAAAUGCUGUAGUGCAAAUAUGCCUUCAAAAAUAAUGAAAUUAAAUGUUUCUCCAUUUAAAAAUAUUAUAUAGAGCAGUAAACAGUAAUAAAUGAAAGAAAGGCAAUAUUUGGUGUGACGACCCUUUGCUUAAAAGAAAAGUAGUCGCAGGUAGAAUUAGUGCAGUUUUAUAAGGAAAUGAUCUGUAGGGUUUAUUGAGCAUCUUGCAGAACCAGACACGGUUCUUCUGGAGACUUUGACUGCCACACUCGCUUCUUAUUUCUGCAGCAAAACCCAGCAGCCUUCAUUGUGUUUUUUGUCUAAAAAGUGUCUCCUACCGCUUAAUCUGCUGCUUUCUUUACUGACAUACAAACAUUUUUCUGUAACAUUUUAAUUUUGUGCUUAAAAACUAAUGUUUGGGAAUCUAAAAUGUUUUUGUACUGACUCGAUAAUGUAGAAGUCAUCAAAUAAAAAUCUAUAACAAAGUUUGUUGUAAAAAAAUAGGCUUCCUAAGACUUUUGCACAGUACUGUAUGUCCACUAAUGUGUUUAUGACAGUUAAUAAGGAUUAGAGUGCUCUGAAGCUAGGUCAAUCUUACGAGCAUCUACAGCAUGGCAGUGUGGGAUUACCGUUACUUAUUUCACACACAUGCAUGCACACUGUUCAUAUGUCACCUGUGCAGAUGGAGCCAAAGACAGGUAAGUUAUUGCUUGAGGACUGAUUAUAUAAAGCUUUUAUGUGAUACAUGUUUUAAUGUUAUGUUGUUUUUUUUUUUUUUUUACUGAAUAUGAAUAAGAAUUUUCCAGAGUUUCAAAUGUCUGCAUUCUAGUAAAUGCGGAUAACAUAAAACCUGCAGCUGGUGCCAGCGAAGGGUGUGAAUAGUUUUACUCAGUUUCUAUUUGUAUGGUUCUUCCUGUGCCUAAAACAAAUAAUUUCUUGUUUUCUCUUUAGCUAUUUAUCCCUUAGCAAUGCUGAAAACUAGUUAUUACUGCUCAGAUGUAAGCAUACAGCCAAUUACAUGCAGGUUCCCACCAAACUGCCUCACUUAACCUGUGCCUGUAGUGUAGCCUGCUAACUAGCAGUGUUUGAUCUCCGUCCACUCUACCUGUCCUCCGUCUACAUCCUGUCUCCGGUAUGACCUCGCUGAUUCCAGUGCCAAAGCCCUCAUAUUCCCAGGCCAGGGAAACCCUGGUAAAGGCCAUUCCCCCAAAGGUCAUCUGCUUGCUGGCCUGUGGGGGAAGAGACUGCCGCUAUGAGGGGCCAGUGUGCUGGAGACCAAGCCAACAGGCCAUUAAGGGCCUCUUCUCUAGCUGGGUGACUGACGACAUUGUUGCCAUGGCAAGGCCAUCCACCAAUCUCAUUAAGACGUACAACUUAAUAGACCAGUUUAAAAAGUUGAACAUUAAAUCCAUCAUUAAUAUGCAGCUGCCAGGUGAGCACGCUCACUGCGGUCCUGAACUGGAGCCUGACAGCGGCUUCACAUACUCACCUCAGAUAUUCAUGGAGAAUCAGAUUUACUUCUAUAACUUUGGCAUGGCUGAUUUUGGCGUGUCAUCUCCGGAGGGGAUUCUAGAUGCAGUGAAGGUUUUGGCCUUCUCUGUGCAGGAGGGUAAAGUGGCUGUACACUGUCAUGCUGGACUGGGCAGAACAGGAGUGCUGAUUGCAUGCUACUUGAUCUACACGUUAAGGAUCAGUGCUAGCGAGGCUGUGCACUAUGUGCGGAUAAAGAGGCCUUGCUCGAUUCAGACCCGUGCCCAGAUCAACCUGGUGUUUGACUUUGCGAGGCUCCUGGGCUCCCAGCUUGUGCAGUACCCAAUGCCAAACAUGCGGCCUGGUGCCCCAUUCAGUAUGAGGCAGUAUCUUCAGCGCCAGGUCAUGCUCUUACAUGGUGAAGAGGCCCAUUCCCUUGCACACACACCAAAGAUCUUGCAUUUUCUGUGCAGCCUGCUGACAGCCCUCGCCCAGGGAACAGCCAGUCCUCUAGAUGUUCGGCAGGAACUGGAGAAAAAAGCAGCCAUUUUGGUUCUACAGCAGGCUGUGAGGAAUGUAUUGGCACGUCAGUGGUAUUUGCCUGUCCUGGUGGAAGGGGAAGACCGUUGCGUGUCUGUCUCUUCCUGGGACGAGCCUUUCGGAUUUUUAGAAAGGAAGAGGGAAAUGCUUUUGAACAAGCGCAGUUACAGUGAAUCAGACCUCAGCAAAAUUUCUCUAAACAAGGACAUGAAAUUUAUACACAGGUCGACACUGUUUGGGAAUGAUGGUAAAGUCUAUAAUGGAAUUUCGAGUCAUUUAAGAAAGGAGGAAUCGGUAAAUCCUGCUUUGAGUGUCUGGAUAAAUGAGUCUAACUGUGUAACAGACAGACAGACACACAUAUCAUCAUCAAAUCAUCACCUGGGUAAGCCCAAUGCUGGCAAGAGGGCAAUGUGCAUGAUGAAAACAUCUAAAGAAUUCCCAAAAUUCAGCUCCAAUAUCGAGCUCUGUAAAAAUAACAAGUAUGGAAAAGGGUCAACCGCAUCAAGAGCUGUUGCUAAAGCAAUGGCACAACAGGAACCCGCAGGCAGCAAAAUCCUGCAAAGAGCUGCACUAUUACAGGAGGAACUGAACAUCAGCGCUUAUGGAUGGGCCACACUGGCCAUGGAGACAGACCCGAAAGUUCUAAGUGCUCUGAUGUGGAUCUGGUUAGAAAAACUAAAGGAUCCUGUCCUGAGUGCAGACGACAUAAGUAAACUAACAAAUACGCCUGGUCCAAAUCCCCUAAAAAUGCUGCACAAGUCACAGCGUAGCACUCUGUGUUGUUUGCUGAGCUGUGUGGCUCAAGUGACAUCUCAGUGUCCACACCUUGAAGCCCCUGUCCUGCAGAAGCUUAUCAAGGCACUGACCAGGUACCGUACAGAAGAAACAGAGAGCUAUAAUGUCUUGCUGAAGAUGUUUGGAGCCAAAGUAAGAGAUAUCAAGCAUCUCUCAUGCUUCCACGUGGCUACAGGGAUGUCAGCAAUCGGAAAAAUAUAUUAAAGUGCUGUGGACCAAAUGGACCAAAAAAUGCAUAAAUAAAUCCAUUAAAAUACACUGUUUUUCCCCUAUGAACUGGGUGGCUUAGUGGUAUGUUUGCCUCGCACUUCUGGGGUUGGGGAUUCGAUUCCCGCCUCUGCUCCUGCGUGCGCAAAGUUUGCAUGUUGCAUGUUCUCCCCGUGCUUCGGGGGUUUCCUCCAGGUACUCCGGUUUCCUCAUCCAGUCCAAAAGACAUGCAUUGUAGGCUGAUUGGCAUCUCUAAAUUGUCCAUGGUGUUUGAAUGGGUGUUUGAAUGUGUUUUCCAGCAUCUUCUGCAUAUUUACCCACUUUCCAACAGCGGCUAUAUGAUGUUCAGAUCCAUCUUUUCACACUGAGGACAACUGAGGGACUCGUACAGUCACGACUAUUACAAAAGGUGCAAACAUUCACUGAUGCUCAAGAAGGCAACACGAUACGUUAAGAGCCACGGAGAUGUAAACUUUUGAACAGGAUGAUUGGUCUAAAUUGUUAUAUGCAGUAUUUAAUUUCACAGCCAGUCAUAUUUAAAAGUCUGGCAGCCAGAUCCAAAUAUAUCUAUUCCCUUUUGAGUUCCCAUUCCAGUCUGGUUUCUCUCAAGGAUUCUUCUUCAGGUCAUUUCAGGGGGGAUUUUUCUUGCAACUCUCACCUCUGGGUUGUUCAUUAGGGAUCUCAAGAUACCUCCAGAUUUCUAUAAAGCUGCUUUGUGACAAUGUCUGUUGUUAAAAGGUUAUACCUGGGGCUCAAAAUAAAAUCACCAAAAUAUAAACCUGGAUA